AUGACCAACUUCAGCGACCUUCCCCAAGCGGUGCGCGAGAGGAUAUACCGCAUGCAUCUGGUACAGGACGAACCUCUCGAUUUCGGUGCAUUCCUGCGAGCCGUCAAGCAGGCCCCCUAUGCGAGAGGACGAUUCAUGCCACCGGUCUGUCAGAUCUCAAAGAAGAUAGAGAAGGAAGCUGCCACAAUCUUCUACAACGAGAACAGCUUCGAGUUCCCUGGCUUGGCUGAUAUUCGACUCUUCCUGUCUAAAUCAAUCUUACGCCAUCACAAGUUCAUCCAUCACAUUGGCUUCAAAUACAAGAGCGCCUCGUAUGAUGGUAGCGAGGUGUUGAAGAGAGUUGGACGCUUGAAGGGCCUGAAAGUGUUGACCAUUCGUCUGGACGAGCGAGAUAUGGUACGCGACAUGCUGCGACGAUACGGCAACGGUAUUGCAUGGGAUUCUGGUGGCACAUUCACUCCUCAACAGCAGAUGAAGCUGCUACGCUUUCCUGCAAUGUCUGCUCUCCUUACCAUCUCGGGACUUCAGGAGGUCAGAUUGCUGAAGCUACACGACUUCAACAAAGAUGAAUCAGAUGGUCCAAUUCCAGGCGGCUUCUUCGAGACUCGUGUCAGAAGUCAGUUGACCAGCGUGAAGGAAGAAGAGACGAAUGCAAGUCAAGGUACAUCCACUUUCCGCUUCCUGGAUCUUCCUGCAGAGCUGAGGAAUCGUGUGUACGAACUCGUCCUUACUGUGGAAGGUCCGAUCCACCCUUCCAAGCAAGAUCCGACCUCUGCUCCUCGGUGGUCCGCAGAGAAAGCAGCACCAAGUAGCGUGUUGGGUAUCUUGCAGACCAGCAAGCAGAUCCAUGACGAGGCUGACGGAUUGUUCUACCACCACAAUCAGUUCAACUUUUACAACCCGAUGCAGUUCCAGUCAUUCAUCACCGACAUUGGCUCUCUGCGCGCCAGUAUGCUCAGGAACAUCGCGAUCCACUAUCAGAACACACGUAUCGGUGGCGUGGACACUGCAGACAUUGCAUUCGGCCAGUUGAGGCAACUUCGAGGACUUCGGAGAGUGACUGUUAUCAUGGACCGGAUGUGGAGUUGGCAACUCAGGGAACGCGAGAGAUCCGCUUGGAUUCAAACCGUUGAGGCGAAUCCCGGUGAUCUGUCUGGCAUACCGCGACUCUUCGAUCUUCGAGGACUGGAUCACGUUGAGGUUCAAGAUCCACCGCUUGACAAGGCAAUUGAGCGGCUUUCCACUGAGAAGGGUUACCCUUACUUCACCGCGAACACUGCGCAGAACAGAAUCAACAGAGCGAUAGCAAAGAUGGGAUUCGCUCUCAAGCACUUCAACGAAGCGUUGGCAGAUGCGCAGCUGGGGAAGGUGAACAGGAAGCUCCUUAAGCAUAAUUGCUGGCAGAGCUGGGAUGUUUUCCCGUCGCUUGAGCAUGACGGCAUCCAAGAUCUGGACAAAGCUACUUGA
Fulvia fulva is the source of this 1467-nucleotide messenger RNA. RefSeq lists its product as uncharacterized. Lineage: Eukaryota; Fungi; Ascomycota; Dothideomycetes; Mycosphaerellales; Mycosphaerellaceae. The record is from RefSeq and is a predicted model, not a curated record. The transcript is spliced from 2 exons. The coding region runs from base 1 to 1467 and encodes 488 amino acids.